AUGUUGAAUUUUUGUUGGCAUCUUAACCGGUACACCACAGUGACGCUCAAUGGCAUUAACAAUGUUUUCAACACAGUAACAUUGAACAACACCAACAUAUCUGACAACAACAUCAACAAAUCUGGCAACAACAUCAAUAAGUCUGGCAGCAACACCAACAUAUCUGACAACAACACCAACAUAUCUGGCAACAACACCAACAUAUUUGACAAGAACACCAACAAAUUUGGCAACAACAUCAACAUAUCUGACAGCAACAUCAACAUAUCUGACAGCAUCAAAAUUAGACCCCUCACUUCGGCCAAUAACCACUUUCAUAUUGAUAAUUGCCGCGAAGUUUUUUCUUUCAUCACCGCCCAAAAUAGCAUCUAUUCUAUUUUUAGUUUACUUGUCAACGCUUUUUACAACAUCAGCCGCUACAAUUACGUCAGCCGCAACAACCACACCAGCCGCGACAACCACACCAGCCGAAGCAACCACACCAGCCGCCGCAACCACACCAGCCGCAGCAACCACACCAGCCGCAGCAACCACACCAGCCGCAGCAACCACACCAGCCGCAGCAACCACACCAGCCGCAGCAACCACACCAGCCGCAACAACACCAGCCACAACAACCACACCAACAGCAACAGCAGUAAUAUCCACAAACACGACAAACGCAAAAACUACAUCUGCGACAUUAAUAUCAACAACAGCCACAGCAGCCACAACAACCACAACUACAUCGGCGUCAACUUCGACAACCUUUCUAUCAACAACAUCGACUUCAACGGCCACAUCAACUUCAACGGCCACAUCAACUUUAGCUGCCACAUCAACUACAGCGGCUACAUCCACUUUAUCAACUACCUCAAAAGCAACACCAUACACAACGACAACGAUACCAACAUCUACAACAACAACAACAACAACAAAAACAUCUGCAACAACAAAAUUAGUUGGAAAGAUUCUAUUUACAUCGCAAAUUACAUCACAACUGAUAGAAUUAUCCGCAGCAACUUUAGUUGGGAGAACAAAGUUAGCAACAACAACAUCAACAACAACAAAUACUAUCACAUCAAUAAUUACAUCAACGAAAACAUCAACAAAAGUUACACCAUCAACAAAUACAUCAACAAAAGUUACACCAUCAACAAAAACAUCAACAACAGCAACAAAAAGGUUGGCAGCAACAACACUAGCAACAACAACAAACACAACAUUCCCAAAUACAUCAACAACUUCAACAACAACAGCAACAACAACAACUUCAUCAAUAACAUCAUUAACAACUUCAUCCGCAGCAGCAACAACAUCAUCAUCAUCAUCAACAACAACAUCAACAUCAACAACAGCAACAACACUAGAAAUAAAUUGUCCAAUAUACAGUUACACAAAACAUGCCAAUCAAAGUUUGAUGGUAUUCUGGCCAACAACAACAACAUAAGCAACAGCAACAUCAACAACAGCAACAUCAACAACAUCAACAACAACAAAAUCAACAACAACAAUAACAACAGCCAAUCAAAAUUUGUCAGCUCUCAUGCUGUUGACAACAACAACAACAACAACAACAUUGUUGGAGUUGAUAACUAUGACAUGCUUGAACCCCAAAGUUCGACCACUAAUCUCACAAUUCUACCCCUUGGUGUACUCUUAAUGUUCACAAUUGUCGUCAUUCUACAGAUAUGCAGGUGGGGUCUGGAGGACGUGAGGGAGUCGGAUGGUGCCCACAGGAACCACGAUUACUACCUGUCCCUUCUGGGAGGAAGGGAUUAUUACGCCAGCAAACUCAUCCACAUCCACAACUACAACAACUACGACAAAUACUCGACGACAGCAGCCGCGUCGACCACUCAUUUCUAUGGAAAUAUCUACGAGGAGACGCCGUGGAACGCUAAUGCGAACUGCGGUCAGAGUAGUAGAGACCAACAUCGCCAUCAUCAUAACGUCAACAGUAAAUCCAAAAGUAAGAAAUACAACCCUGCAAGGCACUUCAUGAGGGGACAUUCCACCCCAAACGAAGGAUUGGCAUUUGGGUGUCGAGGGGUUGUGGACCUCAUGGUGAAAUCGUCUGCAGGGAUGGUUAGGAGUCACAGACUGGCUGCCUCAGCUAUUGAUGACUUCUCGUUAAACUGCGUUAGCCACUCAAAGUUGAAUACUCCCAGGUCAGGUGUGUCCCACGUGGGCUCGCUACAAGCCCUGGCCACCAGCCACUAUCAGAACAUUCUUCAGAACCGACUUCAGAUGCAAUCCUCAAAUAAGAAGAUGAGAAAGUUGUCGUCGCUGAACGAUAGCAACAGCGAUGUCGGCGGACAUGAUGGUCAGAAAAAAAAUACCUCCGGAAGAAAAAGCGAUCAUUCGACUAGGUCAUUAAAUCAGUUUAAAUCUGAACCCAGGUUGGUUUCCAAUCUUCACGCCUCUAGAAUUUCUACGCUUAAAAAGGGAUCUAGUACAGAGUCAACAUCUAAUUCUAGUUUGACAUCUCUGACGAAGCAACAACAGCAGAAACGUCAACAGAAACGUUGGCAGCAGCAGAUAGCUCAGCGACAUCAGCAGCAACAGCGUCUCAUUCACAACGAACUCAUGCAAAGCUACCACGGUCAGACUCUGGAAAGUCUCUUAUUGAUGCCUGGCCGAAUUCUCGUGGCUCCCGUUUUGAAUCCAACCUCACCAACCGUCACAGAGUCAACCAUCUUGUCCUCUGCCAAUUCAACUCUGUCAGGUGGUGGAGGAACUGGUGUCCAGGAUGUCGUACUCCUCGAAAGAGGUAGGACCAGACACCACUCCUCGCCAAUUACCGGAGCUGAGAUCCAAGUGAGGAACCCGAAACUUCAUGCGAAAGAGAAAACAUCUAAAAAUCAACAGCAAGUUCAUUUGAGCAAUAAGAAACCAGCCAAGCCGACUCAGCAACAGAAAGUUGAAAUGAACCGAUUGAACCCGGUUGAAAGGAAUGCCUCGGCAAACAUUCGAGAUUUCAAUCGCAAGAGAAAUAGAAAACUUCAAAAACACAAAAGUUUUGACGAAGCAGAUGAUGCAGAGAAUGAUUAUGAACAAUUAAACGUGCGUUAUCGUGGGCACGAAACCCCCUGCAAACAAAACUCCGACCGAGAAUCUGGCAGAGCAGCGAUUCACCGACACAGAACGAGUCGAACCGUUGAAACGGGUGACAGCCCAGCGGCCUCUCCAACUAAGCAGAACUCUAGACGCUGCGUUGAGAUGUACAACAGAAAGCAUCUGGCCAUGUUGAAGACAUCAGAAACAGCCCUGCAACUGACAUCCUCCCCUGAAUACGACGACCGACCGACAGUCGAAGUUCAUGUCGCAAUUCACCCUGCAACACAAACUUGUAAAAUUAAUGACGGAAAUAGAAAGAUGUUUAAUCUAUCCACUUCUGUAGAUUCAGCAUCAACCGACGCUAUUCAGGAUUCAAAAAAUGACAAGGAGGAUGAUGACCAGCACAGCAUCAACAACAUCAACAACAACAACAUCAACAUCAACAACAACGACCACAAAUCGAUCGUCCUCACCAGCGAUGCAGACGACAACAAAAACACUAACCUCCAGCCUGCUAACGCACUCAAACUUCCUCCUUUUGAUUUAAAUGACACUGGAAAUGGUUUGACAACCGUCAGGGCAGCCAUGAGGAAAAGAUCGUUCACCAUCGCUACAGAUGAAUUCAUGUGA
Messenger RNA from Helobdella robusta, 3669 nucleotides. RefSeq lists its product as hypothetical. The coding region runs from base 1 to 3669 and encodes 1222 amino acids. The record is from RefSeq and is a predicted model, not a curated record. Lineage: Eukaryota; Metazoa; Annelida; Clitellata; Rhynchobdellida; Glossiphoniidae. The transcript has 7 exons.